AUGGUAUUAACAUUGACUACGGUGAAUAUAAUAUUGAUAUUAAAACGAAGGCUAUAUCAAACAAAGCUGUUACUCAGUUUAUUUAUUGUUAUAAAUCUGAGAUGGUUUAAUGACAAUAAAAAUCACUAUGUUGUUGAAUUCUCUGAUGAUGGAGCUCCUGAAUCAAAAGAAAAAACUAUGUCUAUUGGAACACUGUCUUUUUUAAACUUUGGUGAAAGAAUUCGAAGCCGCCAAUUUCACUAUCUUCUGCAUGAAGUAACAGCUGGGGAAAAGGAUGAUGUAUGUAAGAUGCUUUGGAGACAACACACUGAUGAAAUGUUGCUUAUUGAAGGAAACACAUUUAAUAUCAUCAAUGAAAAAUCAACAUUUGAAUUUAUACCAUCAGCUGAUACUGCAUGGGUAGUAUUUGCUAGUAAUUGUUUAUCAUGCAGUGCAACUUACCCAUCACCAUUUGCAAAUGUGCAUAAAGCUCAACUUAAUAAACGUGGUGCAACAAUUAGUCGUGGUAGUGAUACAACAUUUUCAGUGCCCACUACAAAAUCACGGAAACUUGAAAUAAAAAAGUUAGAGCAUUUAAAAAAAACGUUUUCUUCCACUUCAAAAGAAAAGUUACAGCACAAAAUGAUAUUAGAAUUUAUGGCUAGCAAUGGGAUAAGGCAGCUAGGAGAUCCUGUGAUUGGUGAGUUUGCUGAUCGAUUUUAGCCAGAACCUCUACAUUUAGAAAUCAACAGUUGGCAACAUUUGCUAGGUAAUAUUUUAAUCUUCAUUUUUAGCAUAGUCACAAGAAUUAACAGUCUAAAAAAAAAAGCGGUUUCUAUUUUUAUACCGUUUUAUGUUGAAACUCAUAACAAUGAUCCUCUGAAGGUGCACAAAAAAGUAAAUUAAACUUUAUUUAACAUUACUCUCCUUAAAAGUUUGAACUGGAGAUUCGUUUUGAGAUUUAAUGUGAAUAGUUUUUAAAAAAUUUUGAUAUGAAUUAUUUUUUUAUUCUGUUAGAAAAGAUUAACUUUAAAAAUCUAUUUUACAUAGCUGAAGUAGAAUUUUAUAAUGAUAUAUAAAAACAUAUAUUUAAUAUAUAUAUAUAUGUAUCAGGGAUGCGAAGUCCCAUCGAUUUUUUGGGACUCCGGGACUCCGGACUCCGAGCUCAAAAAUCAUGGACUCCACGGACUCCGACUCCGGACUCCGGACUCCGUAAUAAUUUUUUUUUUCUUCAUUUAAAUAUGGGGUUUUUAUUAUUUGGAACUUUUACGCGAAAGUUCCGGAAAAAUGAAAGGGUACCAAUAAUAUUUUCUCUUAUGAAUUAUAUAUAUAUUUAUUUUAUGUACCCUAAGAAGUCCUUACGGUCUUAUAACAGCGCACCUUAGAAAAGCAAUUAAAAGGAAAUUCACUCCUACUUCCUAACCGAUGUCGCAAAACCAAAGGUGGGUUUGAACCACGGAUCCCUUAUUUUUUUUAGGAAAGUGCGCUACCACUGAGCCACGGCUGCUUAAACCCAAAAGUUAAUUUGUCCCGCUUUUGCUGGAUCGUAAGAAUUUAUAAGAACAAUACAACUCCAAAGAUUUUUAUUUGAUUUGUAUUGUCGCACUCAAUUUCUCAGAUUAUUUGAAACGACAUGAUCAUAAAAUUAUAAAAAGAUUUAAAUGCUUAUUUGCAUUAAUUACACGCUAAAUUAAAAAGUUAUAAGGACAAAAUAUUAUAAUAUUUACAUCAUCAAAAAACGUUUAAAUAAAAAACUCGUUUGUUCGUAAAAAAAGCAUAUCAUCAAUUAAAUCAGACGUAAAUCGACUACGAUGGUCUGGUGUCA
Molecule: messenger RNA, 1804 nt
Organism: Hydra vulgaris (swiftwater hydra)
Lineage: Eukaryota; Metazoa; Cnidaria; Hydrozoa; Anthoathecata; Hydridae
Source: RefSeq, a predicted model, not a curated record